Molecule: messenger RNA, 879 nt
Organism: Durusdinium trenchii
Lineage: Eukaryota; Dinophyceae; Suessiales; Symbiodiniaceae
Source: the annotation of a GenBank genome assembly
GUUCCACUGAAAGCUGCGCCGGCUACAAAAGAAGAUAGCUUGAGCUCAAGCAGCUCUGAGGACAGCGAACCCACAAAGGAUUCAGAGAAAACACUCAUCCUGGGCGAAGAAGAAAACCCUGGCGACAAGGACAAGGAUGAGCGACCGUUGCGAGAAGCUGAGCCUGCGCCUCACAACAAGCCACCCUCAGAGCGGAAACGAGAACGAGAACACCGGCACCGUUCUGCACGCCGUGACCGUGACCGCCGCCGCCGUCGAGGGAGGUCUGAGUCUGAGCGCAAAAAGGCUUCAAAGCAGAAAUCUCACCGCAAGCGGGAGAGUGAGCAUUCCAAAGCUAGCAAGCCUAGAAAGUCCAAGGCCGAGCUGAAGUCCCGAUCACGCACACCUCUGGAACGCCUGCGGCGCAUGCAGCGCCAUCUUCCAGAACGCGAGUCGGAGUCACCAGCACCAGGCAAAGAAGUGAAGCUCACUGCAAGCCGCCCUGAAUCGAAGCAGGCAUCGAGUGCUCCCGGUGCUCCCUUGACGUGUCCAAUCUGUUGGAAGGUCAUGAGGACAGACUCAGAGUAUUCCCUGAGCCAACACAUAUGGCAGAGUCAUCCCGACAGUGAAGAGGCAGCUGUUAGAUCCCAACAGCACCUUGCGCUGCGGGCCACUCGUGGCAAAUCGCAAAGCUCCUCAGCCUCAGCGAAGGCAAGGAGUCAUGCAAAGCCUUCACUGCCAGGGUCCGAGGUUCAGUUGUCUGCAAACGCUUCUGCGGACAAGUCUGAAGUUGGCACCUCGAGCGAAGCGGCUGGAAGUUUGGCUCACAGCAGCCGCCGCGAGCUUGCUGCCUCACUUCUCGAUUCAAUCAAGAUGAUUUUGGAAGAUGGCCGCGAUUGA